This is a messenger RNA of Papaver somniferum (opium poppy), 1561 nucleotides long. RefSeq names its product thiol-disulfide oxidoreductase LTO1-like. The record is from RefSeq and is a predicted model, not a curated record. NCBI's taxonomy places the organism in Eukaryota, Viridiplantae, Streptophyta, Magnoliopsida, Ranunculales, Papaveraceae. The transcript is spliced from 7 exons. The coding region runs from base 101 to 1204 and encodes 367 amino acids. Gene Ontology annotation, molecular function: oxidoreductase activity.
UAAGUUGAAUACCUUUGCUCCCUCAGAUGUUCUGCUUCAUCAGAACUUCAAAGAAAUUGUCCUUCUACUGAGCGAGUGAGUGGGGGAGAGGAAAUCGGAAAUGGCAAGCUUCCUAAGUAUCUCAGUUCCGACACACUCCUCAUCUGCUCACUUCCUCUCUUCUCCGCGUAUUCCCAUGUCACACUUCAAGAGGAUGGUGAUUUUACCUGUAAAAUGUUUAUCAGGAGGACCAACUCAGAAUAAUACAGACUCAGAAGUUGAAUCAACACCACCAUCUUCUUCUUUUCUUACUCAGAAGAAGGAGAGUAUUAGUAGUUCUACAUACAAUUUGUGUGCUGCUAUUGGAUCUUUAGGGUUUUUGGAAACUGGGUACUUGACUUAUCUUAAAGUGACGGGUUCUGAUGCUUUUUGCCCUAUUGGAGGUGGAAAUUGUGGAGAUAUACUUAAUAGUGAUUAUGCUGCAGUUUUCGGUGUUCCUCUUCCGCUAGUUGGUAUGUUCGCGUACGGAUUAGUUGCAACCCUUGGUGUACAAUUGGGUCGUCAGAAUUCAAUCUUUGGACUAGGCGAAACUGAUGGUCGCAUGAUUUUGACGGCGACUGUUACUUCAAUGGCAACAGCUAGUGCUUAUUUUCUGUACAUUUUGAGCACACAGUUUUCUGGAUCAGCCUGCUCAUACUGUUUGUUAUCAGCUGCCUUGUCUUCCACCUUAUUUAUCGCAAUUAUAAGGGAUUUGGGAUGGCAAGAGAUACAGAAGUCGGUGGGUCUGCAAAUAUGUGUUGCUGGCUUAGUAGUUGCUGCUUUAAAUACUUCAUACAAGACUAUUGCACCUAUGUCAAACAGCAUGGCUGACAUUAAUCUGCCAUAUUAUCAAACUGAGAUAACGACAAAAUCAACUCCGUAUGGCAUUUCUCUUGCAAAGCAUCUGCGUUCUAUAGGAGCUAAAAUGUAUGGAGCUUUCUGGUGUUCACAUUGUUUAGAACAGAAGGAGAUGUUUGGACAAGAAGGUGCAAAAAUACUGAACUAUGUAGAAUGCUUUCCAAAUGGCUUCAUGAAAGGGACCAAUAUGGCCUUGGAAUGUGCAGUUGCUCGCCUAGAAGGUUUCCCGUCUUGGGAGAUCAACGGAAAGAUUUUAAGUGGAGAAAAAACUUUUUCAGAGCUUGCAGAAUUAUCAGGUUUCGCAAGCGAGGAUUUUAGUCCAUCCUAAUGAGAUUUUGGCGGAGCAAAGUUAUCCUGCAGACCUACUGUACAGCUCUCAAUCAUUCUACGCCAAUUCCCUCGCAGAUUCUUAAUGUUCUGUUUCUUGGGCCAGUGUCCUCGCAAAUUAAAUUCUAUGUACACACAUCAAAGAGGCAAAAGCGAUUACUCUGUGCUUUACCUUUCUCUAGGUACUCUAUAUGUUAGCUGAUAUAGAUCCGUGUAUUCAUUGGCAACAGCCAACAAGUUGUUCUUGUAAAAAGCUUUUAAAUAAGUCCUUUUAUGGUCAAGAAGAAUGAAUGUAUCCUUCAGUCAGUUUCGAGUUAGUUCCGCAAUUCAAAUUUAUGGUAAAUACAAAUGCAUGUCA